This is a messenger RNA of Eubalaena glacialis (North Atlantic right whale), 2696 nucleotides long. RefSeq names its product dual specificity phosphatase 23 (gene DUSP23). Gene Ontology annotation, molecular function: protein tyrosine/serine/threonine phosphatase activity. Gene Ontology annotation, biological process: protein dephosphorylation; cilium assembly. The transcript is spliced from 3 exons. The record is from RefSeq and is a predicted model, not a curated record. The coding region runs from base 103 to 555 and encodes 150 amino acids. Lineage: Eukaryota; Metazoa; Chordata; Mammalia; Artiodactyla; Balaenidae.
CCCGCCCCCCAGGCGGCUCGGCCAAUCCCCUGAGGCGAAGCAGGACGACACCCAGGCUGUGUCCAGAAGACCACGUGGCCCCAGGAGGCGCCAGUGCUAGCCAUGGGCGUGCAGCCCCCCAACUUCUCUUGGGUGCUCCCCGGCCGGCUGGCGGGGCUGGCCCUGCCCCGGCUCCCCGCCCACUACCAGUUCCUGCUGGACCAGGGUGUGCGGCACCUGGUGUCACUGACGGAGCGCGGGCCCCCGCACAGCGACAGCUGCCCCGGCCUCACCCUGCACCGACUGCGCAUCCCAGACUUCUGCUCGCCGGGCCCAGAGCAGAUCGACCGCUUCUUGAAGAUUGUCGACGAGGCCAACGCCCGGGGAGAGGCGGUGGGAGUGCACUGUGCCCUGGGCUUUGGCCGCACGGGAACCAUGCUGGCUUGUUACCUGGUGAAGGAGCGGGGCCUGGCUGCAGGGGACGCCAUCGGUGAGAUCCGGCGCCUUCGACCCGGCUCCAUCGAGACCUAUGAGCAAGAGAAGGCGGUCUUCCAGUUCUACCAGCGAAGGAAAUAAGGGACCUCAGCACUCUUCUGCCAGGUCCCCCGCGGCCCUGACCUGUGUGUUAGAUGGGGCCAGAGACGCGGAAGUGAACUAGAAGUGCUAAGCCCGCCAGCGCUCGCUCGGCUGGCUCAAAAGACAGAAGUAGCCCUUCCCUGCAGGCAGGUCCUGGUAGGAGGAUGGCUGCAGCAGCACCAAUGUGAGGUGUCCCUCUGCCGCUGCCUUGAAUAAAUAAAGAACCAGCUCACAUUGCAUAGCACUUUAAGUUUACAAAGUGCUCCCACACUUCGCGACUUUUUUUGCGCCUCACAAUAGCCCCAUAAUAAAGGGAAGGCAGAAGGGCCAUCCCUUCUUUGGAUGAGGCGGCCAAGGCUCAGAAAGGCACACAGUUACACUUCUGGAAAGUGGAAGUAUGGGCCAGGACUACAGCACACAUUUUCAGCCUUUUAAAGAUGCUGAAACUCUUACGUAUCUGCUCUCUAAUAAUAUUUGAUGUGUCUUCUGGGGAGCUGGUCAAUGAAAAGGAAACAAAUCCCUGGCAGCCCAAGGUCUCUGAUGCUCGCAGGCCAGGAGGGCCCCUGUGGACACAGCCCCUCAGUCCAGGCCCGCAUGCCCCACGUGUGUCAUCCCUUUAGCCCUCUUAAGACAGAGAAGGCCUGGAUGCUGUGCUCACAGAUAAUCACUGUCUCCAUCUCCCAGGGGCUGGGUGCCUCUCCCCAGCGUCAGGCUGCUCCGCUUACCUGUGACCUCCAGCCCAUUAUGCUGCCCCACGGCCUGAGGCUGAGGAAUGCCAGAACUCAGCCUCUCUGGGCAGGUAUGCAGAGGAUAUUUGAUGAUUAAAUGAAGACAUUCAGGGCUGCGAACCUUGGCCAUGUUUCUCAGAUGUUACCUUCACUUCCUCAUUGGAUGCCAUCCUACCAGCACCACCACCACACCUGCAGCUUCGAGAGAUAGGAUGAAUGGGAUAGACUAGCCAGGUGGACUCUUUUUGCUAUAACUCCUGCCUGAAUUCCUGUCCUCUCUUCUGUAAUGGCAGGCCAGGAUGGAUAAGGUAGGAAUUCAUCAUGAAAUGUGUACUGAGUGCCUGUAUACCAGGCUUUGUUAGAUGCAGAGGCCCUCCAGCUGAAGGGGACAUGAUUCACAGCCUGCUGGAGGAGGGGAGCACGACAGAUUCCAACCACAUAGAAUAGGUAUUAUGGCAGACAUGCAUUCCACAUCCAAUGGAGACAUGGAGGGAGGAGGCAAGGGUUCCCCUGCAGACCCCAGCCUUUUUAGCCUAGGCCACCACCAGCUCCAGGCCACCCACUCCUCACUGCAUCUUCCUUCCUCUGCCGCCCACCCAACUCAACCCCCCUCCAACCCUCUUAGACAAAAGGAGUAUUAGCCAGAGUCUUGCCAAUCUAGCAGUGAGAGAAAGACUGUAAAGUGCCCUCGCCGCCCCCCCCCCUUUCCUCUGUGUGUCGAAUCUGGAUAAUCAGUUCCUUCAUUCUGUUCCCUUGGUCCCCACCCAGCUCACCCAGGUGAGGACUUUUCUCAAAGAGAAGAACCUACAGUUCCAAGCAUUCAGGCUAAAACAGAGGAGUGAGAAGUAGCAGAAGAGGGGAAGCACUGAAGCCCUUACCCUCUGCUCAUCAAAGUCCCCUCUGCCCUGCCCACGCACCCACUCCUCCCACAACAGCAUGACCCAGUCUGUUUCCUGAUGCAAACCAGAGCAUCUUCCAAAGGAGUAUUUUGAUUGUGUGUGUGUGUGUGUGUGUGUGUGCGUGUACACGCGAAGAUGGUGGGGCAGGAAGGGUAUGAACAGCCCACUUCCUGGAUCCCUUCCCUCCAGUUACCAGGAUGGAGGGAGAGAAGAAGCAGGCUUGAAGCUGCACCCCGGAGUUCUGUCUGUGAUCCCAACCCUCUGGGGUCACACAACUGUUCCUCACGUUGUCUGCCCCUCCGUUCCUAUCUUAACUCCAUCCCCCCACAUCCUCUGCCCUGCAGGAGAGGAACCUGCCCUUCUCUUUCUCCCAAGCCUCUUUCAAAGGAGAGGAAAAAUUUUUCUAACCCCAUUAAAACCCUGUGUGCAGCCUCCAUCCCCAUAAUUUCAGCAGGUCUCCUCUGCUUCAAGAGUUCCUCAGGGAAAUAAACAUACAAUUAUGUGCUUAAGGAAA